Molecule: messenger RNA, 264 nt
Organism: Aspergillus heteromorphus CBS 117.55
Lineage: Eukaryota; Fungi; Ascomycota; Eurotiomycetes; Eurotiales; Aspergillaceae
Exons: 2
Coding region: 1-264 (87 amino acids)
Source: RefSeq, a predicted model, not a curated record
AUGCCCCGCGGCGCCGAAUACGACAACGGAGUCCCCCAAUCCGACAACGCCAUCGACCCCGGCCAGACCAAGGUCCACGGCACCAACCCCGAGAACGACCACCUCAACCGGGUGCAACGCACCGCCGAACUCCCCGAGGCGGCUCAGAGCAGCGGCGGCACGUACAGCGCGCAGGGCAGCUCGGGGCCGACCAAGUCCGGAAGCGGAAAGGGGGGCCAUGAGCCGAAGACGCUGGGGGAGAAGAAGGGACUGGGGGCUCAAUAA